AUGAACCCAACUUUUGAUAUACAUCGAGAUAGUCAUAGCUUUCCCAAACACGUGAGAACAGUAACAGAAGCUCACAGCUCCGCUUAUACGAAUAAAGAGCAAAGAGAUUCCGGUUCGACUAUGUCUUUAGUUCAGUACUACUGGCUCAAAGGGUAUCCCUCCCUAGGACAUGACAUAGUGUUAACACUAUUGCGCAGCGGCCAGUUUCAGGAAAGGAAACCGAAGUCAAAGCCAACCAAUCUCUUAGCGGACUUGAGCAAACUGGAAGUCACGAUCGUGCAUAAGAAUAACGAAAAGGAAAUAAGCUUCUAUGAGUAUUCCGAAACACUUGAAGAAAUUCAAGAGUGGAAUCGUCAGUUUACGCUACUGUGUAAGCAUAAGCUGAUAAGCGAGGAGAAGGAACAAAUCGAGAAACACAUCGAAAAUGCAUUCUUCACCGGAUUAACCAGAUUGACCACCAACGAGCUAAAAGUACGACAGAUCACCGAAAAGAGAGAAGCAAUUCUCUUCAUACAAGGGAUUGAGAAGCGUAUUCUAAUAGUACUGGAAAUGGCCCUGGAGGAGCAAACCAAACAUAAGAAAUCAAACUCGUAUUCUAAUCGCACGAGAAACAGACCACAAGGUAGAGGACCGCAGAAGGAACGACCUUUCUGUACGCAUCACCAGUCACAUACACAUUCAACCGCAGAGUGCCGAUUCUUGAAAUCCCAGGAAUCACAAUCCAACAAGCAACCCACUAGCCAAGACAAAACCGCUCCCGUAAAGCAUCAAGAUCGCAACACCAAUCUAACCCCAACCCAAGAUGACGUCAUCACAGUUCAACUCACCCAUACUAACCCAAUAAAAGAGACCACUUAUAUCAAGUAA
Nematocida homosporus is the source of this 867-nucleotide messenger RNA. RefSeq lists its product as uncharacterized. The transcript has a single exon. The coding region runs from base 1 to 867 and encodes 288 amino acids. The record is from RefSeq and is a predicted model, not a curated record. NCBI's taxonomy places the organism in Eukaryota, Fungi, Microsporidia.